CAGGCGGAACCAGGAAGUGACAGCAUUAGACUCUGCAUUAUUCCUGGGCUGCCUGGUGUUAGAGAAUCAUGGCAGUGGACUGGAUUGGUUUUGGUUAUGCUGCUCUUUUGGUUUUUGGUGGCUUCCUUGGAUAUUCACGUAAAGGUAGCAUUGUGUCUUUAGCAGCCGGUCUUACCUUUGGGUCUGUUGCUGGUUAUGGGGCAUAUUGUGUUUCCCACAAUCCCCACGACAUCAAGAUAUCACUGAUUGCUGCACUAAUUCUGAGUAUAGUAAUGGGGCUGAGGUACAACCGUUCCAGGAAGCUCAUGCCUGCUGGGAUUGUUGCAGGUAUCAGCCUCUUCAUAGUCCUAAGACUUGUAUUGGGGCUCUUCUCUUAGACAACGUCUGCUAGAAAACUGCCUACGAUCAAAUAUUUCUCCUGGGAUUCCACAAGUGCUUCUGAUUAUAUUGUAUAUAUACAAUGAUUGUUUAUCAGAUCCCUUGAUUUAUGUAUUACACUAGGUUUUCAGUGUCUAAUCAUGUAAUGUCAUAUAAGAGUACAUGUAGUAAUCCUAUGUUGCUAGAACAUAUACAUGUCUGGUGUAAGGGAAUUGUCUUUGUGUUCACUUGGAAAUGCAACAGUAUUUCAUGUUUGUACCAGCUUAGUAGUAAUAGUAGUAGUAAGCAAAACCUUUUCCCCUCAGUUAUGUCUGUACUCGUUAUAAUACUUUUGGACCACACCAUUGCGUCAUCUCUCUAAAACAAACAAACAAAUACUAAAUUGACAUUCCAGUGACCAAACCCUUUUUCUUAUAUUUGUUUGUUCCUGAAUUGUUUUAUAUUUUUACCCUUUGUUAUUCUUUCUCUUAGCUUUCCCUUUCUUACAUGUCUUGAUCCCCCACCUACAGUUGCACUAAGUUGCUAUGAAACCCUCCAGUGGAUUCAAUUGCACCAUUUUUACUCUCUUUGCUUGUUAAUUGAUGUUAUACUAAAAGAAAAUUGCUUACAUUUAUAUCAUAUUAAGGUAAAGGUGCAUACAAUAUUAAUUUCUGCUGCUGCAUCUCGUUUACAUAACCUCUCUAUAGCUAAUAUUAUCGUAUUUACAUUUUUAGUAUAUGUGGUGGUUUCAACAGGUAACAGCAUUUAUUUCACAUGACAAAGUAAAGAUAAAUAUGUUGACUGUAAAAAGUGUAAUACUCUCCAGCAGGGAAAUGGAACAUUAGGAACAUUAAAUGGGAGAAUAUUUUGCAGUGUAAUGUCCCUUUAAACAUUAGGGUGCUAACCAAGGGUCCUCUGAGCUACAUAUAGAGGAUAGAGAGAGGUACUGGUAGGGUCAUCAAUUGUUAUUGUGCCCUUCUACUUUUCUUAUGAAAAUAUUGUGAGAUUAAAGGGACAGUCUACAAUAGAAUUUUUAUUGUUUUAAAAGAUAGAUAAUCCCUUUAUUACCCAUAACCCAGUUUUGCAUAACCAACACAGUUAUAUUAAUAUACGUUUUAUCUCUGUGAUUAACUUGUAUCUAAGCAUCUUCUGACAGCCCCCUGAUCACAUGACUGUGACUGUUUCAAUUGAGAUGCAUUUAGUAUUGUGUUGGGUUAACUCUUAAAUAACUUCCCGGGCGUGAACACAUUGUUAUCUAUAUGGUCCACAUGAAUUAGCAGUCUCCUGUUGUGAAAAGCCAAUAAAAGAAAACAUGUGAUAAGAGGCUGUCAAUAGAGCCUUUGAAACAGGCAGAAAUUUAGAGGUUUAAAUGUUAUAAAGUAAAUUAAUCUAAAAAUGUUGGUUGUGCAAAGCUGGGGCAUGAUUAGUAUAGGCAUUGAAUAUCUUUUUAAGCAAUAACAAUUUUUGUGUAGACUGUACCUUUAACUGUCUCUAACCGGGCCUUAGCAGAUGAGAUAAGAUAAGGUAACCCGCUAGGUUACAACAUGGCAGUGCCCAUUACUUAUACAAACUACACUUUUACACUUAUUUCAUCAAUAUAUAAAUAACUAAUAUAAUUUUAAGAAAUAUGUUUGUAUAUUAUUUUCAGGCCAGUAACUAAUUUGAAUACAACAUAAUAUAUAGUAUCUAUUUAGUGCGUAAUGUACCUUUUAAACAUAUAGUAAUAGCCUUUUAAUUGCAAGACAUAUCUGUUGUGCUGCUAUAGACUAACAUACUAGCCAAGUCUAAAUGAUUUUUUAAACAAAUUAACAUCUUGCUUGUUGUAAUUGUUUAUCAAUAGCUAAACCCCACCCAUCACUUGCCUUAUUCAGAGGAGUCCAUCUUGGCUUUAGUCUGCAGACAAUGCAUUUAGUCUGUUAUAAAUGCAUUGAUUUGCAGUUUUAUCUGAUAAAGCCAAUUAAGGAUAAUUUGUAGCAAGGUUUGCCUUGAGAAGUCAAGCGUGCAUUUCAAGUUCUGAGAAUUAAUAAAGCCACGAUUUUUAGAGCUAAAUUACAGGGAAAGGGGUAAAAUAAAUAAGAAAAGUGUAUUUCAAAGUUGUUUUACUGUGCAUAACUAAACCUUAUAUUAAAAUUUCAAAUUAUCUACUGUCCCUUUAAAUCCCCUUUUAUUUACCUCUUUUUGGACAUAGCAAGGGACUUGUAAAAAAAUAAAUAAUAACAUUGUGAAUGUGUGUUUGCUGUUUGCAUCACUGAGAAUUGGGGAGGGGGCUUAUCAACCCCCUUGAAUCACCACUGGCCAUUUCUCGUCUAUAAAGAGAGCAUGUGCAAACAAUUAUUGCGUUAUAGCUUUUUUUAUUACAACAUAUAAGAACUUUGUGGUCUUUGACCCUUUCGUAAGUAAUAAAAAAAAAAAAUGUAUUUGCUGAAAGGCUGCUACUUCUGAUUAGAACCAGGUUAAACAGCCAUUGUGUGCCAAUGAUACCUGCCUGUGACUAGCAUUAUGCUUGCAUAUCCGUAUACUGCUAUGCUUGGUCUGUUAAUUGUAAUGAAUGUAUAUAAUUUUGCCAAACAAAAUAAGCCUGCUGUAACAAUGUAUGUUCUGAUUCAGGGCUCAAUGAUUUAAACAUCUCCUCUCUGUUGAGAUAAUCUAAAAUGGCUGACAUCUCUCAAAUCAUUUUUGAACAGCAAAGUUUCACUUGGGAGUUGAUUAACUAGCUAUGCAAGGUCCUGGAUGUGAAGGAUGAGACAUAUAUUACAAUAUAAUGCUAAAAAAAAAGCCCCCAAAGAUUUUCUGUGAUUUCUCUCCACAUAGCUGAGUCUUGAUCAUCAAGCCCUUAGUCACAUCGAUGUGUAUAAUUUUAUUUUCUAAAGUUAGUUACAUAAAUCACAGUAUUGCUUGCGAGUAAUCAGACUGUCUUGCCUAACCUAUGUAUUAUCUUGUCUGUAGAAUGAAUGGCAGUGCGAAGAUUGUGUGAGGUCAGAUUUUUAUUAAUUAUUGGUAAAUUAACCUCUUAAGGACAUAUGACGGAAUUUUUCCGUCAUAAAACAAUUGAGCAAACUGAAAGCUGUGUCCUUAAAGGGUUAACUGUGUUUAUGAGACCAAAAUAUUAGUGUUCAUUCAAGAAGAAAAACAACAAUUCUGUUACAACAAUUAUAGUGUCAGUAAUUUUACCUAUAACAUUCUGGGUUAGCUCCUGUUUGAAUAUAACUUUUUACUUUAGAAGCUUGAAUAAGAAACUCAAAUGACUUGAUCAAAUCAUACAAACCAAUCUGCUACAACCUAUAUUAACCAGUAGCCAAAGAGCAAAGCUGAUAACAAUCUUAGUUUUUCAGGAGCUGGCUCAGUAUCUCGUAUUCCCUCUGAAAGGUUUAGCUUUUAACAAACUAUUUCUGCUAGGUGCAGGGUCAACAUUUGCUAGGGUGAGCGUUAUUACAGACAAGGUGACUGUCUGACUUGUCUACUCACACUUCCUCUAAUCCUAGAAAAAGAUGGUAAUGUUUUGAUUUUGCAUAUUCCAUAUUAUACAGUGCUCUAUUAUCCAGUAUAUUGUUUACCCAAUACUGUAGAAAUACAAAUUAUAUUGUCAGAAUAAACAAAUGAUGGCCCAUCAAAUCGGAGAUUAAAGCAAGUGCCAGGAGUAUACUACCAAUCACACGGCUUGUCUCAGAUUGCUUGUAUCAUCCCCAACCUUCUUUGGGGGGAAAAAAUGUGCAAAACAGAGGUACAUUUAAUUUUAAUAUAGGUACAAAACCCAAAAUUUGAAAUCCAAACUUAAUCUGAAAUCCAAACUUUUUAAUUUAAUAUUGCUUUAAAAAAUAUAUAUAUAUAUUAAAAAAUCAAUAUUUUCUCUGCCUGUAAGUCACAUAAGUAUUAAAAUGAUAUAAAAAUUCCCUUAGGUUGCAUGUUUAAGCUGUAUUAUGACAUUUAAAUACUACCUGAAUGACAUUAGAUAUUGUUGUAUACACGUGUCCCCUCCCCAAACUGUCGCAAUUUAAAGAUGAAAAUAUUACAAAAUCCAAAUUAUUUCGAAAUCCAAACCUUUUUGGUCCCAAGCAGUUAAGAUAAAGGGUUUUCUACCUGUAUGCUAAAGCAAAACUUGAAUUGUUUUUGGUGGGAAAUUUUACUGUACUUUAGCUGUACUAUAAGUGAUACAUUUAAGGGACACUCGAGUCAAAAUUCAACUUUCAUGAUUUGGGAAGAGCACACAAUCUUUCUAAUUCAUAUCCAUUACCAAAUUUUGCACAAUAUUUUUAUAUGCACACUUUUUAAGGCACCAGCUCCUACUGAGCAUGUGCAAAAGCUCACAGGGUAUACAUAUACUAGUCUGUGAUUGGCUGAUAUCUGUCACAUGAUACAGAGGGCUGGCAAAUGUGAGAAAAAAUAAAUUUGCAAGAAAAAAAUCUGCUUUUGUGAAAUUAAGAUUGUUAUUGUAUUGUCUUUUUAUCAUGCACUUGUUAAUUAUGCAAUUCUACUGUAUUUAGUGGUCCUUUAAACUUAAAAGAGAAAUGUCUUUCCUCAAUAAACUGCAGAUAAUAAACUGAACUGUUGGUGCAAUGAUAAAUGCAGAGAGCUUAUGCUAUCGGCAUUUAUCGAUGUGCAGAGGACGUGAUCCACAAUAUCAGAUCAUGUCCGCUGGCACAAUGAUAAUUCGGCCCCAUAGUGUUCAAUAAGUACUAUUUAGUAUACUGUGGGAUCAGAACAUGUAAAAAAUAAUAAUUAGGAAUUAUUGGACAAUAAAGAAUGUAAUUGAAUGCACUUUUCUAGAUCAUUUCUAAUGAUUUUUCCUCUUCUUGCAUUAUUUUUGUACAAUUACUCUAGGUUUUUAAGCAUUUAUAUAUUACAUUAAUAAAAUGUGUGGUAUAGUUUAAUAAA
Messenger RNA from Bombina bombina (fire-bellied toad), 5229 nucleotides. RefSeq names its product transmembrane protein 14A (gene TMEM14A). Gene Ontology annotation, cellular component: mitochondrial membrane. The record is from RefSeq and is a predicted model, not a curated record. Bases 69 to 377 code for a protein of 102 amino acids. The transcript is spliced from 5 exons. Lineage: Eukaryota; Metazoa; Chordata; Amphibia; Anura; Bombinatoridae. Gene Ontology annotation, biological process: regulation of heme biosynthetic process.